Molecule: messenger RNA, 1222 nt
Organism: Aphanomyces astaci
Lineage: Eukaryota; Oomycota; Saprolegniomycetes; Saprolegniales; Verrucalvaceae
Exons: 3
Coding region: 197-1087 (296 amino acids)
Biological process (GO): protein dephosphorylation
Molecular function (GO): cation binding; protein serine/threonine phosphatase activity
Source: RefSeq, a predicted model, not a curated record
UGGUCAAUACAAUCUUCAAGACAAAUCUCAUUGAUUUCUUCGUACAAGUAUAUUGAACGUAUUGUGGUCGUGGUCGACCUUCGAUCUAUUUUACCUAAUAUUUGUAUACAUUGAUAUAUCAUGUGAUGGUCUUUGUCGUCGUGAUCUGACUUUCCAAACCCGUCGAACACACACACUCGACAAGAACAGGAACAGCAUGUCACGCUUCCUGAAGGAGCCGCAGACGGACAAGACGUCCGAGGCGCACGUGGAAGCGUCCUUGGGCCUGACUAUCGGCGCGAGCAGCAUGCAGGGAUGGCGUGAAUCCAUGGAAGAUGCAGAAUUGGUCGACACCAAGCUUCCAGGGUUGGCCAACGUCGCGCUCUUGGCGAUUUUCGACGGCCACGGCGGCGACUUCAUUGCCAAGGAGACGGCCAAGCAAAUCGUAGACCAAAUCGUGAGCACGGACGACUACAACGCGUACGAUGGAACGAACCCGUACGCGCUCGUGAGUGCGCUGAGUGAGGCUUUCUUGCGCACAGACGACGCGCUGCGGGAAGCGCACACGGACGGCACGGCGGACGAAGUCGGCGCGACGGGGCUCGUGGUGCUCGUGACCAAAUACCACAUCAUUUCCGCCAACGUCGGGGACUCUCGGUGCAUCUUGAGCGACAAGUCGGGCCACGUGCCGAUCCAAAUGUCCCUCGACCACAAACCCGACCACGAAGCCGAGAAACUUCGCAUCCUCGCGGCCGGCGGCACCGUGUUCCGCGGGAGAGUGUGCGGUGGUGUGGCCGUAAGCCGCGGGUUUGGGGACUUUUGGUUCAAGCGCAACGAAGACAACAACCCGGACAAGAAGCCAUGGGAGCACUUUGUGAUUGCCGAGCCCUGCGUCAACAUCCACGUUCGGACCCGCGACGACGAGUUCCUCGUCCUGGGGUGCGAUGGCAUCUAUGAUGUCAUGUCGAACGAGCAGAUCCAGAAGUUUACGCGCGACAAGCUGGCCAACGGCAAGUCGCCGACAGCCGUGGCUGAGCUGCUCAUGGACGAGUGCUUGCACAAGGGUAGUCGGGACAACAUGAGCGUGGUCGUGGCGUUGCUCACCUAGUAGCUCCGAAACGGCUCGACAACACUCUUAUAUGUACACACAAUACUGGUAUUCGAUUCGAAAUUGGUGUGUUUGGGUGCUCACUGUCAAUCAAAAUCACCAAAUCGGCACACAAUCGAUAUAUCGACCAAUCAA